Messenger RNA from Uncinocarpus reesii 1704, 1323 nucleotides. RefSeq lists its product as uncharacterized. The transcript is spliced from 3 exons. The coding region runs from base 1 to 1323 and encodes 440 amino acids. Gene Ontology annotation, cellular component: Sin3-type complex; chromatin. Gene Ontology annotation, molecular function: transcription corepressor activity. The record is from RefSeq and is a predicted model, not a curated record. Lineage: Eukaryota; Fungi; Ascomycota; Eurotiomycetes; Onygenales; Onygenaceae. Gene Ontology annotation, biological process: negative regulation of transcription by RNA polymerase II.
AUGGCGCCCAAUACCCAGGAUGCGCUUAGCUACCUGGACCAGGUUAAGGUACGAUUUGUCGAGCAACCUGACGUCUAUAAUCGGUUCCUUGAUAUCAUGAAGGAUUUUAAAAGUCAAGCUAUUGACACGCCUGGAGUUAUUCAACGCGUGUCAACGCUCUUUAAUGGUCAUCCUAGUCUCAUUCAAGGAUUCAAUACCUUUCUCCCACCUGGAUAUAGGAUUGAGUGUGGACCAGACGACAAUCCGGAUGCGAUUCGGGUUACAACCCCGUCUGGUACGAACACGAUUUCAAUGUCAGCAACGCGUCCUUCUUUGGAAAGUGCGAAUGAGCCAGGGCAAAGCGGCGGUUUGGUUCCCUCUGGCCACACCGAGUAUUACGAGCAAUCACGUCCAGGUUGGCAGGCGGGUCACGGGCAGCAGCAGCCUGCACAGGGCCCAAUGCCUAGUGCCGUUCGUUCUUAUUCACCAAGUGGCAGAAUCGUCCCUCAGCCGCAGUAUGGUCCGCAAAACGCACAAGGGCAGCAUCAAGAAGGGUCUUACGAGUAUCAGAACCAGCACGAACAGCCAACUCCCGCAACGACUGCUGCCAUGCUCCAUCAACAGGAACAGCGGGGAGUGUCCCAACUACAGAAUGCAGUUUCCGUCGCGACCGGAGGAGCGGGAAGAUCUGUAUUGCAGCUGCCUCCAACGAGUAGCCAAACCCCUGGCCCUAACCAGCCUGCGAACUCUUUGGCCGGACUGGGCUCUGGCGGUCUUCCAGGAGGUCAAAGUGAAGCUACUCGACGUGGCCCUGUCGAGUUCAACCAUGCAAUCAGCUACGUUAACAAGAUCAAAAAUCGCUUUGCUGACUCUCCGGAAAUCUACAAACAAUUCCUUGAAAUCUUACAAACAUACCAAAGAGAAUCUAAACCGAUCCAAGAUGUAUACGCGCAAGUUACCGUUCUUUUCAAUUCUGCCCCGGAUCUCCUUGAAGAUUUCAAGCAGUUUCUCCCUGAAUCAGCCGCUCAAGCGAAGGUGCAAGGACCAGUGCGCCAAGAUGAAGUUCCCAUUGCUAUGAGCAAUGUUCGUGGAGAACCUGGCUAUGGCGCCGCUGGGCUCCAAGGCCAAUCAUCUCGAGACAAUGUCAAGAUGCCCCCUUUGGGACAGUUUAAUGUGAAGGACUCUGCAAAGGAGAGCAAAAAGCGACGUGGUGGACCCGGUGCUCAAGCUGGCGGUGCUGCUAUGGGUGGUGCUGGCCCGCUUGACGCUUCAUCUGUCGGGGGAGGAAAUAAAGCCCAAGCUUCGCAAAUUGGAAAUGUCAACAAGGUACGCCGAUUUGCUUAA